AAACAAGUGUCUUUGUUUUUUAAAUUUCAUUAUUUCCCCUUAACUAACGCCCAGACCGACUCAACAUUCCCAGCUUCGCCGUGCGCGUCGAAGUCGUCCUCGCCGCCACCCUAAGCGCCUCAUCCUCGAUCUCCCACGAUUCCACCUCCAAUCCUGUUUCUCAGAUAUUAAUUAUGAGAGAAGAUAUCUCAAUAAUUGCAGAUCUGUAGCUUUUUUUCUCGAUUUAUUUUUUAAGAAAAUUGGCAGAUUUUGGUUAUGGCAACGAGGAAUAGGACCAUAUUAUUUAGGAAGUAUAGAGAUGCGUUGAAGAGCGUUAGAGCUCCGGCGAGUUCGUCGGCUCAUUUGACAACAUCCAAAAAUUCCGGCGGACGACCGGUGAUCGAGUUAGUGAGCACGUCGCUUCUCCAAAAUCGCUCUUAUGCUCCACUUAGUACUGAGGAUCCCGGUAACUCUAGUAAAGGUGCACUCACAGUUGGUCUACCACCAGCUUGGGUGGAUGUAUCUGAAGAAAUAGCUGCAAAUGUGCAGCGUGCACGCUCAAAAAUGACCGAGUUAGCCAGGGCUCAUGCUAAAGCUUUGAUGCCUUCAUUUGGAGAUGGUAAAGAAGAUCAACGCAUGAUUGAGGCUCUAACUCAUGAGAUAACUGAUCUUAUAAAAAAAUCAGAGAAGAAAUUACAAAGACUUUCAGCAGCUGGGCCUUCUGAGGAUUCAAAUGUGAGGAAAAAUGUACAGGUAUGUUGUUUUAGUAGCUGCAACAUUUUGUGCCUAGUUCUGCGCUCUCUUGCCACCGACCUUCAGAACCUUUCAAUGGAACUUCGUAAGAAACAGUCAACGUACUUGAAGCGCCUCAGGCAACAGAAAGAGGGUCAGGAUGGGGUUGAUUUAGAGAUGAACCUAAAUGGUAGUAGAUCUGGAAUAGAUGAUGAUAAUUUGGAUUACAUGGUGUUUAAUGAGCGGCAAAUGGCCAAGCUGAAAAAGAGUGAGGCAUUCACAGCAGAAAGAGAAAGAGAGAUCCAGCAGGUUGUUGAAUCAGUAAAUGAGCUUGCUCAAAUUAUGAAGGACUUGUCAGUACUUGUAAUAGACCAGGGCACUAUUGUUGAUAGGAUAGAUUACAACAUUCAGAAUGUUGCAACUACAGUUGAGGAGGGUCUUAAACAGUUGCAAAAGGCUGAGAGAACACAGAAACAAGGAGGGAUGGUGAUGUGUGCAACAGUGCUUGUUAUCAUGUGCUUUAUCAUGUUGGUGCUACUAAUCCUCAAGGAGAUAUUCUUGUAAUUUAUUAGAACUUUCCAACAUUUGCCCAUUCUUAUCAUUGCUCCUCUGCGAUUUUUACACACUCGUUGAUGGAGACGUGUUGUGUGGCAGAGGAAUGCUAGAGCUUUAAAAUUGCCCCAUUUUAUACCAGAUAAAUCAACUUCUACCUUUUUUUUUUCUUUUUUUAAUCAAAAUUUUGUAAGGGGGAAGGGUCUAUACUGGGGAAUGAAUGCCCUGGAAAUGUAUAGAGCUGAUACUGGAUCUGGUUCUUUUGUCACAGACCGAUCAUUGAUUCUUUUUUGAUUUUCCAAGGGAGGUUGGUGGCUUGGUUUCACCAAUGCCUCUGCUUACAUAGGAGAAGAUGUUUUUUGAUCGUUUGUAUCGACUUUUAAAUUAGAUAUAAAAGUGAAACGCAUCCAAC
Molecule: messenger RNA, 1675 nt
Organism: Manihot esculenta (cassava)
Lineage: Eukaryota; Viridiplantae; Streptophyta; Magnoliopsida; Malpighiales; Euphorbiaceae
Product: syntaxin-43
Exons: 8
Coding region: 256-1275 (339 amino acids)
Biological process (GO): intracellular protein transport; vesicle fusion; vesicle-mediated transport
Cellular component (GO): SNARE complex; endomembrane system; membrane
Molecular function (GO): SNAP receptor activity; SNARE binding
Source: RefSeq, a predicted model, not a curated record